Spodoptera exigua (beet armyworm) is the source of this 948-nucleotide messenger RNA. Lineage: Eukaryota; Metazoa; Arthropoda; Insecta; Lepidoptera; Noctuidae. The record is from the annotation of a GenBank genome assembly.
AUGGCGAUCUUCAAAUAUUUCGCUGUUAUAUUAGCGCUCAGCGCGAGCGUUUCUGCUAUUGUGGGACCAUCAAACGCGACAAAAUCAACAUUAUCAAAGACUGAUUCGUAUUUAGAUGCUUAUUCUAAAUCUCGCAUUGAAGCAGAGAAGGCGAAACAAGGUGUUGUGAUUAUAACAGCUAAAGAUGGCGAGAAGAAGAUAUCAAACCGUGACGACAGUUAUCAAUCUGGAUACGAUUACUCGCCGCCGUUUUCAAGUGACAGCAGUUUUAGCUCUUCUGGAUCAUCAGGAUACUCCGGCCCUUCUGCGUCCAACAGCUAUUCUCCAUCACCUAGUUACGGAUCCCCUGUGAAAUUUGAACCAGAAAUUACAUACAACGCUCCUCCAAACACAUACGGCCCACCUGCCCCUACCUAUGGACCGCCAGCACAUAGCUACGGGCCCCCGGCUCAGUCUUAUGGACCUCCAGCGCAGAUGUACGGACCCCCAGCGCAGACUUACGGGCCACCGAUUCACAAACCUUUGCCACCACCAAUAUACGGCCCGCCUCUGAAGCCAUCUUAUGGAGUUCCUUACACGGCACCUGCAUUAGGGUUUUUAGACAAACUGGCAUUCAAAUUGGACAUUUUGACCAUUGCGAAGUUACUACUGAAAUUUUUGAUAUUUAAGAAGCUCGUGACUAUGCUCGCAGUUGUUUGCAUGUUACUGGUGAUUCCGAAGCUGAUCUCAUUUAAGAAAGGCCCUACUGACGGAGGUGGCACUGACGAGGACGAGCGAAGCUUUGGUGACAAUAAAAUGGUGGAGUUGACAUCAGUGCAACAGUUUGUGGAACGAGCCAUCACCGUGUACGGGCGGCAACAGGCCAACUGUAGCGUCACGUGCCGCGUGCGCAGGGUGGUCGAUGAUAUUUACGAAUUCCAACCCUAUUUUAGGGGACAAUCUUCAUAG